UUAUCUGCCGAUUUAAAAUGGCGAAUAGUCAAUGCUGUUAUACUAUCUAACCUUGACUACAGUUUCAGCAACAUCAACAGAUUUAAUCCUAUAUCACCACAUUACAAUAAUUUGGGUGAAAUUUGAUUGUAAAGAUGAAUUGCAAUACAGUACGAUGUAUAAACUGAUUAAAUAUAAAAAAAAUCAUCAUACAUAUACAUACAUAACAAUUUAAUACGAACGCUUAAAAUUCGAAUACCAAGAUCCAUCUUUCGUCGCACGUUAAUAACCGAUUAAGAAAUGGAUCAUUUACGUAGCAUGGAAUGUUUGCUGAACACAUGGUAAGUCGACUUAAUUUCUGACGGAGAUGCAAACGAAUAGUUUCAGGACUCAGUCUGAACAUUUCUGCAAGUUCUUGGCGCGUUGUCCUGAAAUUUGCGUCCACAACCUGUCGAAGAUCCUCGUUAUUCAUGAUUCUUGGUCUCCCUGAGCGCG
Acanthoscelides obtectus is the source of this 474-nucleotide messenger RNA. Lineage: Eukaryota; Metazoa; Arthropoda; Insecta; Coleoptera; Chrysomelidae. The record is from the annotation of a GenBank genome assembly.